AUGGCCAGUACAGCCGUGCACAUGGAGGCGUUUCUCAGGACGUUCCCGUUUAUUGACCAAGCGCACAUGGCUCUGCUGAAGGCGCGGCGGGGAGAACCAAGAGGGGGGACAGGUCAAGGAACAAAAGAAAGAAGAAGAAGGAAAGGGCGCCCCAGGGACAAGCAACAGGCAGAUGCAAUAGACGAGAAGAGUAGGGCAGAGGUGCAAGGAAUGACAAUGGGGGAGAAGACAAAGAAGGAGGAGGAGGAGAAGAAGAAGGAGGUGGAGAAGAAGAAGGUGUUGGUGGAGCAGGAGGAGGAGGAGAAGGGCAGGGGUGGUGCUGGUGGAACGGUGCCCCGGAGGAGCAAGGCCGGACCCCGCGCACCGACACGGGGCGAACGCGCACAAGCGGGAGCAAAACAAUAA
This is a messenger RNA of Salpingoeca rosetta, 405 nucleotides long. RefSeq lists its product as uncharacterized. The transcript has a single exon. NCBI's taxonomy places the organism in Eukaryota, Choanoflagellata, Craspedida, Salpingoecidae. Bases 1 to 405 code for a protein of 134 amino acids. The record is from RefSeq and is a predicted model, not a curated record.